Hordeum vulgare subsp. vulgare (domesticated barley) is the source of this 1511-nucleotide messenger RNA. RefSeq lists its product as uncharacterized. The transcript has 2 exons. Bases 571 to 1356 code for a protein of 261 amino acids. The record is from RefSeq and is a predicted model, not a curated record. NCBI's taxonomy places the organism in Eukaryota, Viridiplantae, Streptophyta, Magnoliopsida, Poales, Poaceae.
CCGCACCAACAUUAAGCAAGUAAAUAAUAUUAUCAGCCAUUGGAUCUUAAAAAUCGAUGGCUCAUGCCGACUUGGUGGACAGAGUACAUCAGUUGUAUGCACUUUUCAGUGAGAUGCUACAUGCCAUCAUCAAAUCUUCAGUAGUACUGCUCUGGAACUUAAUAUAAAAUGUUUUUUGAACCAUGACAGUGUCAAAAAAACGUCUUAUAUUUCGAUAAGGAUGGAGUAAUUCAGUUCCUUUCCCCCACCACAGGGUACAUAUAUGCUUGAUCUUGAUCAGCUGGGUCUUGACGUUCCGUAGUUAAGUUUCGGGAUGGUCCCCAAAAAAAAAGGCUUAUUCCCUCCAGAGAAGUUUGACAUGCUCCUGCGGUGUACUCCAAGUGCAACCCAGAGCAACCAGACCAAACUGCCCCUGAUCCUCUCGAGGCCUUAACUUAACGAACUCCAGCCCCGGUGCAUGACCACGGAUCCUCUCACUCACACCGCAUGCCAGUAGGAAUGUGACAACCUGACCCUGAUGUGACUUCUGUUCAACUCCUCCUCGUCUUCCCCCCGCGCGCGCCGGCCCAGAUGUUCCUCCACCACCUCUUGGUGCAAAACAUGGCCAAGAACACACAGCAACCAAGAUCGAAAGACGGCGGCGGCGCGGCGAGGUCGAGAGGCCUGUCCAAGAAGUCGCCGUGGUACCAGCGCGCGGUGGAGCUGCUGCUCCUCAUCUGGAAGCAGCCGGCGGGGGCGCCGACGACGACGAAGGCGGCCGCGGCGGCGGGGGUGUCGGCCACCGGCAAGGCUGCAUCGGCGGCGGCGGCCGGGCCGGGGAGGCUGCGCAAGUCGUCGUCGCUGAACGUGGCGGCGUCGUUCACGCGCGUCUGCCUCUGCGCGCCCAUCUCCUCCUACAACGAGCCGUCGCUCUACUUCCAGCCGGGCGACGUGGCGCCGCGCCGGAGCUACAGCUACCCGCGCGCGUCGUCGGCGUCGGCGUCCGGGUGCGCGAACGUGAACCCGCUGGUGGCCCCGCCGCCGGGCGCCGAGCCGCACCGCGGGGCAUCGGGCGGCGGGGAGGGCGCGAGGCGGCCGGUGUUCCGCGGCAAGUCGCUGACGGACGACCACCUGAUGCGGCGGUUCGUGGUGGACGAGGGCGCCACGCGGCGGCGGAACCAGAUGGAGGUGAUCCGGCGGCGGCACGCCACGGCGGCCAAGCGCCGGCGCCUGGGUCCCAGCCCGCUCCGCCGGAUGGUCCUGGCGGAGUCGGAGUCGGAGGGCGAGGAGGACGCGGCGGUGGCGGUGGCGGAGACGCAACAACGGGAGAGGAAGCGGGCGGAGCCUCGGUCGUCGGGUAGCGUAGCAAUGGCGUGAAGCUUCCUUCCCUUGUUAGUUUGCUUCCCACCCGUUCACUCACUCACUCACCCCUCGUCGUUUUCCCUUUGUCAUCUCUCACUUCACUUGUGUUGUUGUCGAUGUCAUAUCACGCAUGAACAAAUUCAGAGCAGCCAGCGAGCACCAUGUUUUUA